Molecule: messenger RNA, 2491 nt
Organism: Nicrophorus vespilloides
Lineage: Eukaryota; Metazoa; Arthropoda; Insecta; Coleoptera; Silphidae
Exons: 6
Coding region: 245-2170 (641 amino acids)
Source: RefSeq, a predicted model, not a curated record
UUUUCAAAACAGUCUGCUUCGGAAUUCCGCCGCGCGCGUUUCCUUUUGCUGGCCGAAACGAUUUAAUAACACAAACAUGUAGUUUAAAUAAUUCAAAUCACGAAAACAUUCAAUAAUUAAUAAAGUUCACACAUAUAUAUUACAUUACUUUGUUUAGUGAUUUUCGUUCAACUGUGAUUUUAUAUCGAUUAAGGAAGAAAUAUGUUUGUAUUUCAAAUAAAUUAAGUAGUAAUAAGGAAUUGUAAUGUGUAAAAGCUGCGAUCGCGUGUGGUCGAUUCUGCACGUGAUAUGGAGCUCAAUUUACGUGUCCUGUGGGGCAGCUCAAUUGGUGGCUGGCAUCUUCUUCCUCCUGGCCCUUCCAUCACUAGUUUUGGCUUGCAAUCUAUUUAUAGGAAUCUGGAAUAUUCUUGUUGGAAUCACGGUGGGAAUGGUGGCAUGUUGUGGACAAUUAUCAUCUAGAAGACAGGAAACACUACUUUACAUUACAGUUUCUAUUUUAACACUGAAUAUCGUUAAUAUUAUUAUAACUGAAUGGGGAUUCUACAGUGAAGAUCUUCCUAAAAUGUUUCAAAAACAUCGAUAUCACACACUAGUUGAAUAUGCAUCGUACGCAACGCGCAUCUCUGCAGUUGCAGUCAUUCUCGUUUCAUUCUUGGAUAGUCAACUGGCGUUCUGUUCGAUGCAGACGGCGGCCGCGGGCGCGAAGAAGAAUCUGCUAAGAGGUUCGCACGAACAGGUUUCCGAUAUUGAAUACAUAAUUCCCAGGUCGAAGUCGUCUUCGAAGCCGCAAGUGCUCAACGCAUACUCCCAAAGUUGGGUGUUCGAAACUGAGAACGGAAAAACCGAGUCCCCUUAUUUGAAGUUACAGCAAGAUGGGACACCCGAAAGAAACUCAGAGGUAGACAACGGAAAAGCUGGUAAUGAUACGACUUAUUUAAUAGAUAAUCCUAUGGUCCACAUUGAGGAAGCUUCUGAUGACAGCAAUAGCAAUAGUGAUAGGAAAUUGUGUUACAUGAAAAGCUUCUCCCGAUCAGCUUCUCCGGUCAUAUUAUCCGCCAGUUCCUCGCAAAUCAGUUUAAAUCACAAUCCAAUUCCGAUUUAUGAGUGUUUGGAGAAAUUCAACCAAUCAGAAGCCUUCCGAACCAGACUUAAUUCAGCUUUAAGCAGUAAAGAAGAGCCACAAUAUCAGAUACCACAAGUUAUGGCUCGGAAUUCUGAUGUAGUUAGUCCUCAAGUGGAAAGAGUCCAGUACGCUUCAUUAAUGAAGGAAUUGCAGAAGGUUAUAGUUUGCAAGAAGGAUCCUAACUCAGGUUCACCGCAAAGUGAUGUAACUCAAAUUAAUUCUAAGAGUAGCAGCAGGCAGGAUUCCUCGGCGAAAAACAGUGAUGCAGAGUUUUCUAAAGAAUUGGAAGCAGCUUUACAAUUAAUACAAGACUUGGAGAGUCCAAAUACUAUUGAAACGCCAUCGGAAACUAAAUCUGAGAAAGAUGCAAAGUCGCUGGUUGUCUGGAAUACAAAUAGUCGGAGUGACAGUGAGAGAACUUUGAGUGCCGUCGGAUCUCUAGCUGAGAUUAACACGGACGAGACGUACAAAUCAUCGGCCAAUGGUAAGAGUGCUCGUAUCGUUGUACAGUAUAGCGAAUCUCAAAGUACAUCAGGCUAUAGUUCACCUACACAUAAUCAAAAUGCACAUAACAAUUGGUCCACGACUUCCUCCCUAAAUGGUAGUAACCAUGAUAUGGGGGGAAGGCCUCUAUCCUGUUCCAUCCACAAUUCCAAUAACUCAGCGGUCAUUUCCCUUUAUCAGACCAAUAUUUUAACCAAAGUCAAGGGAUCCAAAUCUGUAACCCUAGUCAAUAUUACUGAUGACAUACCCACAUCGAUUAACAUCCCAGAUAUAGGCGAUAAUAAAUCAGAAACUGACAUAUCUCUUCAAACCGUUACCAAUAUUAAUGUCAACGGAUGGAAUGUGAAAUCUUUACUGCGCAAGAAGAAGCAAAAGCCCAGACUGUGUCCUGAGCUUGAAGGGGCCAUCAUAAAAUCCGAAAGUCUCGCCUAUCUUACAGAGCUUGAGUUGCUUGCUAGGCACCAGAGAAACAAAAAUAUCCAUAGGCAAAUCGAGCAACGAGUCCAACAGCAACUUGGUACCCCCUGGACUGAUAAUGAUUAAGACUUACAUUUAAUCUAAGAAACAGAUAAACCAAAAUACAUGAAGGAGUUUUUAAUGUUCGCUCAUCUUUCAUUCGAUUUCUUCGCCAAAUGGAAUUUUAUAUCUGUGUUAGAAAAUAAAAUCUGCUCAUUUAUUUUAGAUGAAUAACAAAACAUGAUCAAGUUUCAUUUAGUAUUUGCAAAUAUUGUACAGAUUCGCGAAUCGUUUCUAUUAUUUCUUUAUAUUUUUUGCUGCAAGUCAGCCUCGUCCAUUACAUAUAGUGUAAGUAUUAAAAAUCUUUUAAAAUAUAUGAGAUAGUAAAUUAUAACAAAAAUGAUAUUU